UGUCCGCUUGCGGCUUCUCCACCCAAAGCCGCGCAGCCAAAUCCGAAGGGUAGCGGAGGACGGGGACGACGCCAUGAGCCGCGCGCUCCUCUCCCACGUCCUCCACCGCCCGCCGCACUUCGCGUACACCUGCUUAAGAAGGAGUGGCGUUGGUGCCCGAGGAGUGCUCGCUUCUGGCAUCCACCCACUCCGUCGUCUCAAUUGCAGCGCGGUUGAAGCCGUUCCCGGCCCCACUGAGGAGGCGUCUGCUCCUCCGGCAAGGAAGAAAAGAGUAGUUUCUGGUGUACAGCCAACUGGAUUGGUUCACCUUGGAAAUUAUCUAGGUGCGAUUAAGAAUUGGGUUGCACUUCAGGAUUUAUACGAGACAUUCUUUUUCAUCGUGGAUCUUCAUGCAAUUACUUUACCAUAUGAGGCGCCACUGCUUUCUAAAGCAACAAGAAGCACUGCUGCAAUAUAUCUGGCAUGUGGCGUUGACAGCUCCAAGGCUUCUAUCUUUGUACAGUCUCAUGUCCGUGCUCAUGUUGAGUUGAUGUGGCUAUUGAGUUCUUCUACUCCUAUUGGCUGGCUGAAUAGAAUGAUCCAGUUCAAAGAGAAGUCUCGCAAGGCGGGUGAUGAAAAUGUUGGGGUUGCACUUUUGACUUAUCCUGUUCUAAUGGCUUCUGACAUCCUUUUGUACCAGUCCGAUCUGGUACCUGUUGGUGAAGAUCAAACACAACAUUUGGAAUUAACUCGUGAAAUAGCUGAGCGUGUAAAUAAUCUUUAUGGUGGAAGAAAGUGGAAGAAAUUGGGAGGGAGAGGGGGGUUGCUAUUUAAGGUUCCUGAAGCCCUUAUUCCUCCAGCAGGGGCUCGUGUUAUGUCCCUAACUGAUGGUCUCUCCAAGAUGUCCAAGUCUGCACCUUCAGAUCAGUCUCGUAUUAACCUUCUUGACCCAAAAGAUGUGAUUGCAAAUAAGAUCAAGCGCUGCAAAACUGACUCAUUCCCAGGUAUGGAGUUCGACAACCCAGAGAGGCCGGAGUGCAGAAAUCUUCUCUCCAUAUAUCAGAUUAUCACUGGGAAGACUAAGGAGGAAGUUGUUAGCGAGUGCCAACACAUGAACUGGGGUGCAUUCAAGACUAAUCUUACGGAAGCUCUAAUUGAUCAUCUGCAGCCUAUUCAGGUCCGUUAUGAGGAGAUAAUGUCUGACCCAGCCUACUUGGAUAAUGUUCUUUUAGAAGGAGCCGGAAAAGCUGCUGAGAUAGCAGACAUCACCCUCAACAAUGUUUACCAAGCCAUGGGUUUCUUGCGUAGAUAAUAUAUGGGUCAAAACAAUUGUUUGGGAGCUUUUAUCGAACCUUUGGCUUCGAGCUUUGAGCCAUGCUUCACAUUAGGCGCUACCGUUUUCGCACACGGACCUGCUGCUUGUGCAGGGCCUUCAUUUUACAACUUCAACUCCCUUUAAGUCGUCUCAUGAUUUCCUUAUCAUUGAUUUUUUUUAAAAGGAGGAAAACCUCUGCUUUUAAGAAAGCAUAUAGUAGCAUCCUUAUCAUUGGUUCACCUGAUAA
Sorghum bicolor (sorghum) is the source of this 1541-nucleotide messenger RNA. Its product is annotated as tryptophan--tRNA ligase, chloroplastic/mitochondrial. Gene Ontology annotation, biological process: tryptophanyl-tRNA aminoacylation. The coding region runs from base 74 to 1291 and encodes 405 amino acids. Gene Ontology annotation, molecular function: tryptophan-tRNA ligase activity; ATP binding. Gene Ontology annotation, cellular component: chloroplast; mitochondrion. The record is from RefSeq and is a predicted model, not a curated record. The transcript has 15 exons. NCBI's taxonomy places the organism in Eukaryota, Viridiplantae, Streptophyta, Magnoliopsida, Poales, Poaceae.